AUGUCUCCCAAAGCUCCUGUGAAUAUCAUUCUCGGUACGCACACUAUUGGCGAUGCUACCCAGCAGCCCGGGAUCGUGCACUUUGAUAGCGAAGAAGACGUUCAGGCCCUUCUGCAAGCAUUCCACAAUCGCGGUUACAGGCACAUUGACACAGCCCGUAACUAUCCUGGUUCUGAGAAACGACUUGGCCAAGCCGGGGCUCCCUCUCGAUUUACCAUUCAUACCAAAGUUCAAAGUGGCCAGCCUGGGGAUCAUGAAUCUUUGAAGGUUGAUCUGAGUAUUCGACGGUCCCUUGAGGAUCUCCGGACUUCAACUGUAGAAACGGUGUUUCUGCAUGUACCUGAUCGUAAAACGCCAUUUGAGGAUCCAACAAAGGCAAUGAAUGACGCUAUCCAAAAAGGCAAAUUUAAGAAGUUCGGACUUUCGAACUAUUCUGCCGCGGAAGUACAGAGAUUCAUUGAGAUAAGCGAGCACAACGGUUAUGCCAAACCCAGCGUAUAUGAGGGCCACUACAAUGCGAUUGUUAGAGGAGGCGAGAAAGAAUUAUUUCCACUCUUGCGUCAGCAUAACAUCGCCUUUUAUGCCUACAGUCCUGCAGCGGGUGGUCUUUUUUCCAGCAAUGCUGGCACCGGAGCACGGUGGAGUGAAGAUAAUAUGAUCGGGAAACUGUAUAGUACCGUUUACGGUCAUCCUUCCGUUCAUGCCGCAGUAGCUAAAGUCCGGGAUGCUGCUGAGAAGCAUAACAUCAGCGGACAUGCAGCUGCGCUCAGAUGGACAGCGUUUCACAGUGUUUUGGAUGGAAUGUAUGGUGACGCGCUGAUCUUUGGAGUUUCGAAGAUCGAGCAGCUCCACAAGACUCUCGAUGCUCUUGAAGCUGGGCCGCUUCCGGCUGACCUAGCUGAAGCUAUCACCGCCAUCUAUACCACGUUCGAGGGAUUAGAACCUCCUUACUAUAUAGGGCCGGCGGAAUACCUCGGGUCGUCUAGUGUCGAACAAUGA
Rhinocladiella mackenziei CBS 650.93 is the source of this 999-nucleotide messenger RNA. RefSeq lists its product as uncharacterized. Gene Ontology annotation, molecular function: oxidoreductase activity. The record is from RefSeq and is a predicted model, not a curated record. Bases 1 to 999 code for a protein of 332 amino acids. The transcript is spliced from 4 exons. Lineage: Eukaryota; Fungi; Ascomycota; Eurotiomycetes; Chaetothyriales; Herpotrichiellaceae.